Molecule: messenger RNA, 2815 nt
Organism: Diuraphis noxia (Russian wheat aphid)
Lineage: Eukaryota; Metazoa; Arthropoda; Insecta; Hemiptera; Aphididae
Product: WD repeat-containing protein 76-like
Biological process (GO): regulation of DNA damage checkpoint
Cellular component (GO): nucleus
Molecular function (GO): protein binding; DNA binding
Source: RefSeq, a predicted model, not a curated record
AUUUUCUAGUUGGCAUUUAAUUCUUUAAGAUGAAUAAAAUCCAAGACUUGUCUCCUUCAAAAAUGGAUGACAUUGAAAGUAUGUCUGAUGAUGAAGAUGAAAAUUUGACAUAUGAACAACAAAGAGAAAAAAGAAUGAAAAAAAAUGAAGAAAUGUUGGAUAUACUUGGUGUAAAUCAAGCUGCAAAGACAUUGGUAACUUCCAUACAAAAACACACACCAGUUAAAACAACUAAACCUAAAAAUACAAGCUUAAAACCCGAGAGACGUUCAUUGAGAAUAGCUCAUUUGGCAGCACCUCAAGAUUAUCAGCUUCCUGAGGAAUCUAAAUUAGAAUCUAACAAUCCUAAAACCUCUAAGAAUAAUGAUUCUUAUGGUACUGAUUUUAAAAAUCAAGAUUCCAUAUCAAUACCAGAAGAAGACUCUGAUUUUGUUGAAAAACUGAAUGAUGACCUAGCCAUUAAGGAAGCUGUUAAUGAUUUUCAUAAGUUACCAAGUCAUAAAUUUAUACAUGUGUUAAGAAGUCUUGAUAUGUACACACCAUCAGUAAAAGUGUCUGAAAAACGUAUCUACUCACUUGCUAUUCAUCCUUCGGAAACAUCUUUGACAGUUGCUGCAGGGGAUUUGAGAGGAAACUUAACUUUGUACAGCAAUAAAAAUUCAGAAAUGCGCGAGUAUAGACUUCAUGAUGCACCUGUUAAUUGUAUUUCAUUUUGCACUUGGGAUCCAUACAAGUUGUUUUCAACUAGUCAUGAUGGAUCAGUCAGAUGUGGUGACAUUGUUAAACGAACUUUUGAUAUUAUCUAUAAGACAGAAUGGAAGGGUCAAAGUAAAUCAAAAAUGAACCAUGCUACCUGGCACACUGAAUUUGAAAGAAAUCUUCUCAUAGGAAAUGGUUCUGGUCAUGUAGAUAUGAUUGAUACACGAACACCAGAUAAAAUUAUCAACACUGCCUGGUGUCAUGAAAGAUCUGUGCGUACAGUUCAAUGCCACCCAUUGGAAAAACAUUACUUUUUAACUUCAUCUGGAAUUGGAGAGGUUUCCUUGUGGGACAUAAGAAAUAUGACUGACCAAUCAAUUAAUCCAGUUUUACAAUUUGAACAUCCUAAAUCAUUGACAAGUGCAUUUUUUUCUGCCUCUGGUUCUAAGAUGGUGUCUACAUGUAAUGAUGACAAUUUAAGAAUAUUUAAUACUGAUAGAUUAAAUUCAAGUUGUACAAAGCCUAUAAACAUAAUUCCACAUAAUAAUCAUACAGGACGAUGGCUUUCAGUAUUUAAAGCUAAAUGGAAUCCAGGAAGAGAUAAUGAAUUCUUCGUUGGAUCAAUGCUAUCACCAAAAAGGAUACAAGUUUAUAAUUCUGCCGGGCAUGUAUUACAUAUUCUGCAAUCUACAGAUAUGACUACAUAUUGUCCAGUCAUAGAAGUACAUCCCACUCAGGCUAUUUAUGUCGGAGGAAACGGAUCUGGCCGUUUACAUAUAUUCAGCACCAAGGAGCAAUUAACAUAAAAAUUUUUCUUAAAUUAUUGAAUUAAGUAUUUUUAUUAAUAUAUAUAAGCAAAAUAAAUUAUAAAAUAUACUGUUUUUUACAAACACAAAUCUACAGUUCAUUAAAAAAUACCAUUUUUUAGUAAUAUAAUAUAAUAUCUAAUUAUUUAUUAAUAGCUGUUAUAUUGUUUUAUAGCAUAUUGUACAGCAAAACUAGGAAUGUCAAAAUCAAAUAUUAUGUAACUGUCAAAGUUUAAUGAGUAAUUAUUUAUAUUAUGUAUAAUAUUUUAAAAUGUACAAUGUAUGUAUAAGCUAUGUGUGGUUGCCUUCCUAAUCAGUACUAUCUACCUGUAUAUUUUUUCUACCAGUGUAUUUUUUAUUUUAUUAAUGUUACUUAAUGUCGUUAAAACAUCUUCUAUACCAUAAUGCGUUGACUAUUUGCAAAAGUAUUAAUCCAUACAAAAUAAAAUACUGCUGUAAUCAUUUUAUCGUUUAUUAAAUAUACUGUAUGUUCAAUCAAAUAACAUAUGUUAUUAAGACAGUGUUCAUUUUGUUCUAGUUUUAUUAUAAGAAAUUUGACUGGUAUUUUUGUUGUAUCUACGAUAUUGGAAAUUUUCCUAAGAUAGCUUUCAAUAUUGGUUAUCCAACACUAUCGAUGYAGACAAUGUUAUACCAAUGACAGAAGUAAUUAACCAAAAAUAUGAGAUUGUGAUUAUAUUAUGUUGGUUUAAUAUAAUUUUACAAUCAUGGUCUUACAUAAAAUUCACUGGAAUCCUCUUAUUCAAUAAUAUUUAUAUAGAAAUGGUAUACGAAUGUAGGGUGGCACAUUGAACAGCUCUUAAUUUUCAUGUAUCAGUCCCUACAUAACCCUAAGGUUAACCUAACCAAAUUUUGUAGAUUAUCAACAUUUUCUUGUUUUUGGAAACUUGUGUUCUACUCUAUAAGUCAAAAAAUUUACCAAUAUAUAUAUAUCAUGUGUUGUCAAUAUGGCAGCGGUUCUCAACCUUUUUAAGUGUAUGCAUACCACCUACACAACUUGAAAAUGUUCGUAUACUAUUUAACCAAAUAACUUUUUUUUUUUUUGUGUAUGGAAUAUUAUUACUCUAGGAACUACACAAUUAUGAUUGUUUAAGCGUUUAAUUUACAAUUAAUGGAAAAUUAAAUAUUCACCAUCAUUUUUGAUAUCAAAUAAGGUAAGUAAUAUUGAUCCAUUACAGUUUUUCAUGAAUCAAGAUUUUCUUUGUGUACCACUUAUGAGCUUUCUACGAACCACAGGUUGAGAAAUGCUGGUCUAUGGGUAUAAUGAAUUUAACAUACUAUUUUUUAGAGUU